This is a messenger RNA of Saprolegnia parasitica CBS 223.65, 1548 nucleotides long. RefSeq lists its product as hypothetical. The record is from RefSeq and is a predicted model, not a curated record. The transcript has 3 exons. Bases 1 to 1548 code for a protein of 515 amino acids. Gene Ontology annotation, molecular function: hexose transmembrane transporter activity. Gene Ontology annotation, cellular component: membrane. Gene Ontology annotation, biological process: monosaccharide transmembrane transport. NCBI's taxonomy places the organism in Eukaryota, Oomycota, Saprolegniomycetes, Saprolegniales, Saprolegniaceae.
AUGGCUGAUAAGCUCGCGACACCGUUCGAGAAGCGCGAUCCGUCCAGCACGGUCAACGAAGAUGCGUACGUGGCGAUUCGCCAGUCGCCCAAGGACGAUGGCGGCCUCAGCGAGCCGCGUGCGAGCACGUCGUGGCGCGCGUCCCGCCGCAGCACAUCGCGUGUCCGGCUCAGUCGUCUCGAGAGCAUGAUGCACGAAGAGCACGCCGCGGCCUUGAUCCCGAUGCCGAUUCUCUAUGUGACGAUCGCGCUCAACUACCGUCCGUUCAACGUCGACUGCUUGAAAGUCCCGAUCCCGGACCAGGCGUGCAUCAUGUUUCCCGGCCACUCGGGCAACGAGUGGACGAUGGCGGUCACGGCGUACGACAAGUUUGGUCGUCAGCGUACGCUCUUUUUGAUUGCGAUCACGAUGAUCAUCGGUGGCGUCCUCGAGACGGUCUCGAGUGAGAUCUACCUCUUCUCGUUUGGCCGCGUCGUCUCGGGGAUUGCGUCUGGCGCCGCCAUCAACGUCAGCAACGUGCUCAUCUCGGAGAUCUCGCCCACGCAGAUGCGCGGUAUGUUCUCGACCGGGCUUCAGGUCGGCGUCGCGUUCGGGUCGCUGGCCGUGACCACGGUCCACUACUUUGUCGGGUACGGCGAGGGCUGGCGCAUCCUCGUGGGAUUUCCGAUCGUGCUGGGUAUUGCGCAGAUCCUCUUGAUCCCGCUCACGACCAAGAGCCCCGUGUGGUUGGUGACCCACGGCCAGAACGAUUUGGCGCUCAAGGAACUCAAGCGUCUGUAUCGCCCGUGCAACACGGAGGCGAUUCUGAACGCGAUGAUUGCGGCCCACGAAGAAGAAGUGAAGGAGACGGAAGGCGUCAACGCGUGGGCAGCGCUCUUCUCGAAAAAGUACCGCAAGCAGCUCAUCAUUGGCAUGGUGCUCUGCUCGGCGCAGCAGCUCUGCGGUAUCAACGCCGUCAUGUACUACUCGUCGUCCAUCUUCUUCAGCGCCGGCGUCACGGACCCGCGCGUCGGCAACACGAUCGUCAACGUCGUGCGCACGACCAUGAUCUUGGUGGCCGCCCGCAUCAUGGACAAGUUCAAGCGCCGCACGCUCCUGCUCUUGUUCAUGACGCUCAUGGCGAUCGCGUCCGUGGGCAUCAUCAUCUCGCUUUUGGUGUCGAGUCCGAUCCUCUCGGUGAUCGCGACGGGUAUGUACGUCGGCGCGUUCUGUCUCUCGAUCGGCCCGAUGGCGUGGAUGGUCACGGGCGAAAUCUUUCCCGACUUUUUACACGCCAACUCGGGCGCGAUUGGCACCAUGUGCACGUGGGUCGGCAACUUUCUCGUCGGCGUCUUUUACCCGACGAUCUCCAAGGAAGACAGCCUCGGCAACUACGCGUUCUUCAUCUUUGUCGCCUUCCUCGUCGCGUACGUCGUCUUCAUCUACUUUGUCGUGCCCGAGACGGCGCAGAAAACGUUCGACGAGAUCCAAAAGGAGUUUGAUAUCGAACCCGCGCACAAAAACGACGACGACGAAGAAGCACCCAAGCAGGACCCGUGGGCCUCGUAA